CAGCUGAACUGAACUGAUCCGAGCUGUAAAACAGACCUCUCUCAACACUAACAAGUUUUCUCUCCUGAGUGUUACGCUGAAGACGGUAUGGCAGGCAGGAAGACGGUGUGUUGUGGUGUUUCUGCUCUGGAGGCCACGCUGGCCGUCCUGUUCAUCAUCAUGACAGUCGUGUGUGUGACACUGAUCGCAGUGAUGGCUACCCAGAAAACACACACAGGUCCGGAGCCGGAACCUCAACACAAGCCUUACCUGAUCGGAGUGGGCCGGGCUGACUGCACCGGGCCGCCUGCUGAAAUCCCUCUGAUGGGUUAUGCAAACCCUCAGCAGACGGCCGCAGGCAUACACACUCGCCUGUACAGCCGAGCCUUCAUCAUUGACGACGGGAAGCAGAGGGUCGUGUUCGUAACCGCAGACAUUGGAAUGAUAUCACAGAGGCUACGACUGGAGGUACUGAAGGCAUUGCAGCUGAAAUACGGGAACCUGUACCGUCAGGACAAUGUGGUUCUGAGUGGUACUCACACACACUCUGGACUGGCUGGAUAUUUCCAGUACACUCUGUUUAUGAUCAGCAGUAAAGGUUAUAUUAAGACGUCCAUCGAGCCGCUGGUCAACGGCAUCGUGAAGAGUAUAGACAUAGCCCAUGCUACCAUAAAGCCAGGCAGGAUUUACAGGAGCAGAGGGGAGCUGGAUGACAGCAGCCUGAACAGAAGUCCUCAGUCCUACCUGAACAACCCAAAGGAUGAAAGACACAGGUACAAGUGGAACACGGAUAAACAGGUGUUGGUGCUGAAGUUCACUGAUCUGGAUGGAGACGGAAUCGGUAUGCUCAGCUGGUUCGCCGUCCACGCCGUCAGCAUGAACUACACCAACCGCAUGGUGAGCAGUGAUAACAUGGGCUACGCCUCCUACCUGCUGGAGCAGGACAAGAACCCCGGGGAUCGACCUGGACAGGGAGGGUUUGUUGCUGGUUUCUCCUCCAGUAACCUCGGCGAUGUCAGUCCGAACAUCAAAGGACCUCAUUGUGUGAACACCGGAUUGCCCUGUGACUACCUGAACAGCUCCUGUCCUGUGGGAGGGACUAAGAUGUGUAAAGCGUUUGGACCUGGAGACGACAUGUUCGAGAGCACGAGGAUCAUCGGACACAACAUCUACAGGAAGGCCAAGGAGCUGUAUGCUAACGCAGUGGAGGAGGUGACGGGCUUUGUUCACUCUGCUCAUCAGUGGGUCAACAUGACAGAUGUCACAGUUCAGAUCAACGACACACACACGGACAGAGUGUCGGAGCUGCCCGUCGGCCCGCAGCCUCCCUUCUUUGAGAAGAACCUCUUCAAUCUGCUGUCUGCGGCGACUGUUGACAGAAAGCCAGAGAACAGCAGCUUUGGAGAAGUCCUGCGGCAGGUUUAUCCUGUCUAUAGACAGGGUGAUGUUGUCUCUGUCACGUUCGUAGCAGGAAACCCCAGACAUUCUGGAGACAUCAGAGAUAAAACUUUUGUAACUGUGGAGAUUUAUGACAACAGAACAGACUCCUGGGAGGUCGUCUACAAUGAUGCAUCAUGGGAGACCAGGUUUCACUGGCUGAAGGGUUCGAACCGGCAGAGUAACUCCACAGUCGAGUGGCACAUUCCUCCAUCAGCCCCAAGCGGCUCCUACAGGAUCAGACACUUCGGACACUACAAGGAGAUGAAAGGUCUGCGACCCGUCAUUACCCCGUACGAAGGCACAUCCGACGUCUUUAGAGUUGCCGCCAGCUUCUACUAUCAGUGAAAUCACCAAGAUCAUCACCAUAAAGAAUUGACUUUAUGUGACAACUCAGGUGUUUCCUGAAACUGUUUUACAAACUAACCGCAUC
Morone saxatilis (striped sea-bass) is the source of this 1849-nucleotide messenger RNA. RefSeq names its product N-acylsphingosine amidohydrolase 2 (gene asah2). Gene Ontology annotation, molecular function: N-acylsphingosine amidohydrolase activity. NCBI's taxonomy places the organism in Eukaryota, Metazoa, Chordata, Actinopteri, Moronidae. Gene Ontology annotation, biological process: ceramide catabolic process; long-chain fatty acid biosynthetic process; sphingosine biosynthetic process. Gene Ontology annotation, cellular component: extracellular region. The record is from RefSeq and is a predicted model, not a curated record.